AUGGUCGAUAACAUAGAGACAUUAGAGAGUAAUGAGGGGGAAAAUGUGACGGAUACGUCAGCGGAUUCAAUUGCCAAAAAAAAUGCGGGUCAAAGCUCUUUCAUUGGAGCGUUGAGUGCUGGUGGGAGGUCAAUGGUGUACCAAGCGACGUCUUUUUACUUGAGAACACCAAUGAAACUAUUUAGACCUGCACGAUUCGAUUACCUUCAUUAUCUGCGAGUCCUUCUCACCGGUGAGAGUAAUGACGGCGACUCAGCCAAGCGGGUGGGCUCGAGAUAUGCACGUUGGCCCUGGAUUCCGCGAUAUACUUAUUACAUCGAAAACUCCUCUCUCGGUUUGUUGGGUAAAGGUCUUGACAAGUACGGCUGGCGAGUGAUUCCGGAUCGUAUUUUACCACCCUUAGUCGCUAAUUCUGCAGCUGGUGUCGUGCUGUACACCACCUAUCUGAGUACAUUAAACAAACUGUCUUCAGACAAGAAUUCUAGACAUCCUCGGCCCUGGGAUGUCAUACGAGCAGGGUUUGCAGCUGGUGCUGCACAAGCCAUUGUUUCAGCGCCCAUUGAUGCCAUCUACACAAGAUCCUCAACUAACGAACUACUGCUGAGUGCCAAGACUCACAAUAAUCUUUGGGUUUAUGGUUUAAAUAAACUGAAGGAAAUUGGGCUUGUCGGCUGUUUCGGAGGGUUCGGCCUUUCUCUGGUCAAGGAAUGUCUCGGAUUUGCGGCGUACUUCUCGGCAUUUGAGCUGUUGCGAGGCCAAGUAAGCAACGGCUUCAUCAAUUUUCUGGAAAGGUAUCGCGAACUCAAAUUCUCUGUUGACAACUCCAAAAUCAGUCGGUUUUUUGACGAUGAUGAGAGUGAAGAUGCGGUUAAUAAAGCUUCAAUACCACCAACAACUUUCGUGAGUAUGCGAGAGGAAGCAUGGAUUCACAAAGCUUUUGUGUUUGUUGGAGGUAUUACAGCUGCGUUCUUACUUCAAGUUGUCCAGUUUCCCUUUCACAAAAUUCAGCGAAUUCACUUCUCCAGGUUAGAGGCGUUUGACAUGUCGAACAUGGGUCAACGUGGCGAAAGAACCCAACCUGUUCCAUUGAUUUCUGAGACAAGAGCGCAACCAUUAACUCGCAUUACGGUGUUUCCAAAGCAUAGGCGCCUUUUCCGCAUUUAUUACCACUCUUAUUUGGACACAUUCCAGCACAUUUAUUUUAUUCAUAAAAACACUGAUGCAACCUAUCGAUGGUUGUAUAGAGGAUUUUUGAGAAACACUAUUGCCCUUAUACCAGGAACCACUGCCGGCUUAUUGUUGCUCGAAUAUUUGAGGAGCAGUUUAAGUAACAAUAUGGCGGCAAUACCUUAG
Lachancea mirantina is the source of this 1353-nucleotide messenger RNA. Lineage: Eukaryota; Fungi; Ascomycota; Saccharomycetes; Saccharomycetales; Saccharomycetaceae. The record is from the annotation of a GenBank genome assembly.